Talaromyces stipitatus ATCC 10500 is the source of this 2540-nucleotide messenger RNA. RefSeq lists its product as hypothetical. Lineage: Eukaryota; Fungi; Ascomycota; Eurotiomycetes; Eurotiales; Trichocomaceae. The record is from RefSeq and is a predicted model, not a curated record. Bases 146 to 1777 code for a protein of 543 amino acids. The transcript has 8 exons.
AAAGGUUCCGCAGCAUCUAUAAAGAAAAACAAUUCCACCACUUCUCAUGACUCAUACUCGCCAAUAUUCAGUACCCUGAACUAUCUCAACGGAAACCAAAUUUUCUCUCGUCAAUUAAGACAGAUUUACAGAUAACGGGAGAGCAAUGACGAUCAUCAAACCUACGAAGGCUGCGAAUACGACGGUAAUUUACAAGGAUCGUACUAUGAUCCAUCAAGCAUUCAACCUCGGAGACAGUCGCUUUAUUGCCAUACAAUCAGAACGGGGACUCCCCUCUUCUGGUUCAGAUGUUCCUAAUUUUGUCACUGUUUUUCCAGUUGAUGAUGGUCGCGACUCCAUCGAGACAGACUGGUUGAGAGAAAGCAUUGCCAAAUUCAGUCAGGAUGACGACGUGUUUUGUACCGACUUCCUAAGUGGCGUGAUUUUCACAUCGUCGACUGCAUUCUCUCUGUCCACUGCUGCAGGAGAGGUCCUUCAAUCCGAAUAUGGCACAAGGAUGAUUGAGAUGAUAGUAUCUCCAAAAUCGAGUGAGAAGCCAGAGCCGGGACCUUACUACGUUUGCCAGGGCCAACUCUUUCAUAUCUGGAAGCUAUAUGAUGACACUCAGGGCGCAUUUCUCACUGGUCUUGUACCGGCGGAAGAAGAUAGUAAACUAUCGAAGCUGGAAAUUGCUGGGGAAGGUCUUGAAACUACGAGUAUUGCCGUACCAUCACGCCUCAAGGUCUUCCGAUAUACCCCUAAUGCCGGGGAAGGAAAACCUCUUGCUGGGUGGAGAAUAGCCGUCAAAGACAUCUUUCAAGUCGAAGGCAUCAAAACAUCUGUUUGCAACCGCGCAUAUCAUGAUCUGUAUCCACCAGCGCUCAAGACAGCAGCAUGUAUUGAAAUACUUCGGCAGAAAGGUGCACAUAUCCUCGGAACUACCAAGCUAGCUGCCUUUGCUGCCACAGAGGAGCCUAUUGAAUGCAUCGAUUAUCAAGCGCCAUGGAAUCCACGAGCUGAUGGUUAUCAAUCACCAGCAGGAAGUAGUAGCGGUAGUGGCGUGGCUGUCGCUUCAUAUGACUGGGUUGAUGUGGCUAUUGGAUCUGACACUAGUGGAAGUGGUCGACGACCAGGCCAUUGGAAUGGAUGUUUUGCACAUCGUCCUACCCAUGGAGUUAUUCCUACUAAUGGAUACAUUCCCAGUUUCAGAUCAUUUGAUGUCCCGACCUUCUUCGGGAGAAGUGUUGAUACAUGCAAGGAGUUUGCUACACAUUGGUACAGUGAUUUACUGCCCAAUGCCACUUCGUUUCUACCACCACAAAUCAUCUAUCCUACAAACUAUAUAUCUCUCAUCACCAACGAACAUCAAAAGCAGCUGAUCGACGAUUUCGUCAUUGAUCUUGAGAAAUCCCUCGGGGUGAAACAUGUUGAAAUGUCUUUCGAUGAAGUAUGGGACGCUAAUCCGCCGGCGGACGCAAAAGGCGCCAGCUUGUUAGAGUAUAUGAAAGACGCUGGCCGAGAUUCCUUCUUUUACAGUGAUUAUCACCAUUUUGAUCAGUUUCGGAAGGAUUACCAUGACAAGUUUGGGAAAAGGCCAUAUGUUAGCCCACCCGUGAAAUGGCAAUGGGAACUUUCAUCGCACAUCACGGACGAAGCGCAUGAAACUGCUCUGAAUCGCCUGGCUAUCUACCGGCAGUGGUUUACUGAAAAGAUUCUUUGCCCAGAGACACAGAACACCAUCAUCCUCAUUCCGAUCGAGAAUCUCUCUCCUCGGUACCGUGACGAGCCUCUGGGGUAAGUCACGAGUCUUCAAUCAAUAAGGACCUCGGAUAUAACCAGCUAAUCAAUGGUGACAAUUUCAGCCGAUAUUUCAAUCCAGUUGGGGUCCCGAUGCUAUUCUUGUCUCCGAUAUUGCAAGCACCGGAGUUCACCGUCCCGAGUAUGAUUCAUUCUUUCUUGUGCUUGCAUGAGUAAUACUAAUGCUGUCUCAAGUUGGCGAGGUUCCUUUUCAUUCAAAGGUCACUGGCAAUGUUGAACAUUUGCCAGCUGCAAUCUCACUACUCGGCGCUCCAAGUAGGAAAUCCUAACGUCCGCGAAUUGUGCAUCUUGCUAACGAAGAAAAAGACCGUGAUCUUCAGCUUAUGGAUAUAGCUCGUGAUUGUCUCAUUAAAGCUGGAAGGCCUACAAGCGUUCUUGCGGGAAGCAAGCUAUUCCCUUGAUUUCGAAUUUGUGUGAAAGCAUCCUUAGUCCUGAAUUUAUCGCAUCGAAAAAUCAAAAUUCAUAUAUUCCAAAAGGUCUCGAGAUCCAUACUGACAUGUCUCUACUUAUUUUGACCAGAAAACAAUAAGGUCAUCGAAAUCUGCAUCCGUAGCGUCGUGUGUAUCCUCCUUGCUCUUCAGCUUUCGAUAUAAAACUUGUGCCUGUGACAUAUAUGCUCUACUUUCUUCGAGUUUAUCCACCACAGCCAACAGUUUUCCUUUCUUACAUAGAGCACGAGCCUUCUCAGGGCCGUAGUAUUCACGUUCUCCGUAUAUUUUCAGAGCUUGAUCUAGGAGUGACCU